AUGCAACGAGCUAAUACCAGUGAGGAGCGCACUCCUCUGGUGCAACCCACGUACGUCUUCGAGUCCAGUAUAUCCAGGGGAUACCAGAAGAGACUUAGAAAGUUUCAAUGUGCUGUCUGUGUGAUCCUUAUCGUUGUUCUCUCUGUGACCAUGCUGGUGACGGUUGGUUACAACUUGACGGUUGAUGAUACGACGGAAGCGCCGAUGAUUAACUUGACCGCCGUCAAUCCGGAUUUUCAACCGAUUCUGAAAAUGUCUCUGCCGCUAGAAGGACCACCCCCACCAGAAUGGCCGUUAGAAGCAACAAGCACAGAAGAUAUUGCAUCAGCUGUGGCGAAGGGCAAUGCCGCGUUGCAAAAACGAAGAAAGAUGGAGAGCAUUCUAACUCCACUGGAUAAGGAUUCACCAGCAUCCAGGGCGCAGCGGGCAGCGGCUACUUCAGCUGAUAUAAAACCCUUGGCUGAUGUUGCUUACGCUGCAGAGCAGGCUACAAGGAGCCUUAUUGAUGGGACGAAUUCAUCAAUGUUAGAUGGCAGCGUGGGGAUAGGACCGAUGAUAAAUGGAUCCUUCCCAGAGCCGCCGUAUUGCAGGCCAGCUACGACGCCGUGUGAGCUAUCGAAAUAUCGAGCUCAGGAUGGCUCUUGCAAUAACCUUCAAAAUCCUCUUCGUUGGGGAGUCUCAAACACGCCGUUUAGACGAGUUCUCCCCGCGUCUUAUGGUGAUGGUAUAAGCUCUCCAAGGACAGGAGUAAACGGCGUCAUGCUUCCAAGUGCAAGAGACGUGAGUGUGACUGUACACAGGCCAAGUUACGCCCAUGACUCUACAUUGACGGUGAUGCUGGCUGUUUGGGGACAGUUCAUUGACCACGAUAUCACCGCUACUGCGUUAAGCAAAGGUGAAAAUAGUUCCUCGCUGCAGUGCUGCAAUAGCAAAGGCCCAGUACAUCCUGAAUGUUUUCCGGUGCCUUUGGACGAGGAAGAUCCAUAUUACCAAGACUAUAACAUCACCUGUAUGGAGUUCGUCCGAUCAGCUCCAGCUCCCACCUGCCAUUUUGGUGCUCGCGAGCAACUGAAUCAAGCAACGGCAUUUCUUGACGCCUCUGCUGUGUAUAGCUUUGCAGAGAAAAAGACUUGGAAGCUACGUGAAGGUACCCGGGGACAGUUAAGAAUGCUAAGGAUUGGUCCUUGGCAACUUCUGCCACCUUCUACUGACCCAAAUGACGGAUGUAACACAGUAGAGAUGAACGCAAAGGGACGAUAUUGUUUUGAAUCCGGUGACGAGAGAGCCAACGAGAAUCUCCAUCUAACCACGAUGCAUCUUAUCUGGGCGCGUCAACACAAUCGGGUGGCGACUGAGCUGAUCAAGCUAAACCAACUUUGGUCUGAUGAAAUGGUCUUCCAAGAGGCUCGACGAAUAGUAGGCGCUCAAAUGCAACAUAUAACUUACUCUGAAUUCUUGCCAGCUAUACUAGGUGUUGACGUGAUGUGGGCCCUGAACUUGACACUGCGUAGCGAGGGCUAUUCCAGCAUUUAUGAUCCCUCUGUUGACCCAUCAAUCGCUAACCACUUCGCUUCAUCAGCGUUCAGAUUUGCGCAUACAUUGCUACCGGGUUUGAUUCAUAACGUAGACGUGAGUACUGGUACGGUGAGCUAUACCCACCUGCAUGAAAUGCUAUUCAACCCCUUCGCCCUCUACAACACGGACAAGGGGGGCAAGACAUGCAGUAAACUUAGCAACCACCUCUUCGAGCGCCCAAUUGUCAUUAACACAUCAAUAACAACGACGACCCCUCGAGACACUAUGCUCCAUCCUUGCGGUCUUGACUUGGUCUCCCUGAACAUCCAAAGAGGUAGAGACCACGGUCUACCGUCCUACCCCGCUUGGCGGGAGCUCUGUGGCCUCUCCAGACCAAAAACGUUUGAUGACCUCAAAGCCAUAUUUGAUGAGCUGUCACUAAGUAGAAUCUGCAAGAUAUAUCAGAGUGUCGACGACAUCGACCUAUAUACCGGAGCACUAGCUGAAAAUCCCAGGGGCAGACUUUUGGGCCCAACACUGACUUGUCUCAUUGCAGACCAAUUUUAUAGGCUCAAAGUCGGAGAUAGAUUCUGGUAUGAAACGGAUGAUCCAGAAAUUCGAUUUACUUUAGAGCAAUUACAUGAAAUUCGUAAAACUACAUUGGCCGGUAUAAUUUGCGCUAACGAAGAGCUACUGGAUCAAGCCCAACCGAGAGUGAUGGAAGCUCUUAGUGCGACAAACCCUUUAGUAGACUGCAAAGAACUUCCCCAACCAGACUUCACACCAUGGAAAGAAGGUGGACCGAAAGAAACGAAAAAUAAGAAGGGUAAAAAAAGUCGUUUGUAG
Leptosia nina is the source of this 2361-nucleotide messenger RNA. The record is from the annotation of a GenBank genome assembly. Lineage: Eukaryota; Metazoa; Arthropoda; Insecta; Lepidoptera; Pieridae.